GUACGUGGAGAUCAGAUCAAACCACAAUGAAAAUCGCCAUUGUAGUAGCAUCUCUCUUGGCUCUUGCCAGUGCGGCCCCGAAGCCGUUCGUCGUUGGCGGCGAGGAUGCUGCGAGGGACGAGUUCCCAUACCAGAUCUCCUUGCAAUGGGGCGUUUUGGGAAUCUUCCAGCACGUCUGCGGUGGUUCCAUCAUCGCUCCCCAAUGGGUUUUGACCGCUGGUCACUGCGUCACCGAACUCCCGUUCCCAGGAGACAUGAAGAUCCAUGCCGGAAUCUUGAAGCUCAACGAUAACGUCGAAAGUCGUCAAACCAUCAAAGUUGUCGAUCGCAUCGUCCAUCCCGACUACGCAGGUGGCGUCAACCCCAACGAUGUCGCUCUGCUGAAGCUCGCGGAACCUUUGGAAUUCAACGAUUCCGUUCAGCCGAUCGCUCUUCCAGCUGCUGGUGAUAUCCCGAGCGGAGAUUCCGUUCUCUCUGGAUGGGGAUCCACCUCCUCCGGUCAAAUCCCAAGCAUGCCCAACAACUUGCAGAAGAUCGACCUUCCACUGCUCUCCAACGAAGAAUGCGCUAAUGCCCUGUCCGCUAUUAUGGGAACCUCUGAGCCAUUGAACCAAGACAACGUCUGCACUGGACCUUUGGACGGUGGAAAGUCUGCUUGCAGCGGAGACUCCGGCGGUCCACUUGCUCAAGACGGCAAGGUCAUCGGUAUCGUCUCCUGGGGAAUCAUGCCUUGCGGAUCUACCGGCGCUCCAUCCGUCUACACCCAAGUCAGCAGCUUCGUUGAUUUCAUCAACAAACACGUUUCCGCUUAAUUGACAACAUGUUUUUUUUUUGAAUAUUUGAUUUAAAUAUAUGAAAAGCAACAACA
This is a messenger RNA of Nicrophorus vespilloides, 868 nucleotides long. Its product is annotated as trypsin-1-like. Gene Ontology annotation, biological process: proteolysis. The coding region runs from base 27 to 812 and encodes 261 amino acids. Gene Ontology annotation, molecular function: serine-type endopeptidase activity. NCBI's taxonomy places the organism in Eukaryota, Metazoa, Arthropoda, Insecta, Coleoptera, Silphidae. The record is from RefSeq and is a predicted model, not a curated record. The transcript has 4 exons.